Messenger RNA from Aspergillus nidulans FGSC A4, 4935 nucleotides. RefSeq names its product pleiotropic drug resistance family ABC transporter. Gene Ontology annotation, biological process: azole transmembrane transport; transmembrane transport. Gene Ontology annotation, cellular component: membrane; plasma membrane. NCBI's taxonomy places the organism in Eukaryota, Fungi, Ascomycota, Eurotiomycetes, Eurotiales, Aspergillaceae. The transcript has 8 exons. Bases 1 to 4500 code for a protein of 1499 amino acids. Gene Ontology annotation, molecular function: ATPase-coupled transmembrane transporter activity; ABC-type transporter activity; ATP hydrolysis activity. The record is from RefSeq and is a predicted model, not a curated record.
AUGUCGUCUUUUCUAGGAACUGGGACUUUUAAUACCAGCGUCAGCCCAUCGCAGGCGGUGGAAUCACGAGGAAUCGAGAAUCACGGUAAUGCGAUCACAGAGACCGAAACUUUGCACAAUGAAUCCCAUGCCGAGUCGCCAGGCGAGAAGUUGGCCUCUAGUUCAAACAGCAUCCUCAGCUCUACCGAAACCGCCCGCGAGAAGGACGAGCGCGAUUAUGAAUUGGAUGCCGAAGAGGAAGUCACACGGCUCGCCCAGCAGCUGACGCACCAGUCGACCAAGUACUCUACGCACAAUAUCGAGAACCCGUUUCUUGAGGUUGGUGAGGACUCGACACUCAACCCACACAGCCCCAACUUCAAGGCGAAGAACUGGAUGAAGAAUCUUCUGGCGCUGUCUUCUCGCGACCCGGAGAGGUACCUCCCGCGUCAGGCUGGCGUUUCGUUCACAAACCUUAGCGUUCACGGUUACGGCAGCCCAACGGAUUACCAGAAGGAUGUUUUCAACUCUGUCUUGCAGAUCGGAGGGCUUGUCCGGUCUAUGAUGGGGCAUGGGAAGCAGAAGAUCGAGAUUCUCCGCAACUUUGACGGUUUGGUCAAGGCCGGCGAGAUGCUGGUCGUACUCGGUCGACCUGGAAGUGGUUGCUCCACCUUUUUGAAGACUAUCGCUGGUGAAAUGAACGGUAUCUUUAUGGACGAGAAGUCCCAGCUCAACUACCAAGGUAUUCCGGCAAAGCAGAUGCGCAAGCAGUUCCGUGGUGAAGCUAUCUACACGGCGGAGACCGAUGUUCACUUCCCUCAAUUAUCUGUUGGCGAUACAUUGAAAUUCGCUGCGCUGGCUCGAUGCCCGCGGAAUCGUCUCCCUGGUGUCUCCAGGGAACAGUAUGCAGUCCAUAUGCGAGACGUCGUGAUGGCCAUGUUGGGUCUGUCCCACACGAUCAACACCCGUGUCGGUAACGAUUUCGUUCGCGGUGUCAGUGGUGGUGAGCGCAAGCGUGUCAGUAUUGCAGAGGCGACCCUGAGCGCAAGUCCUCUGCAAUGCUGGGAUAACAGUACUCGUGGCUUGGAUAGUGCCAACGCUUUGGAAUUCUGCCGUACCCUGAACUUGAUGGCCAAAUACUCUGGUGCGACUAUGGCUGUUGCCAUCUACCAGGCCUCUCAGAGCGCUUAUGAUGUCUUUGACAAGGUCACUGUCUUGUAUGAAGGAAGGCAAAUCUACUUUGGUAGAACAGAUGAUGCGAAGCAGUUCUUCAUUGACAUGGGCUUCGAAUGCCCAGAGCGUCAGACUACUGCCGAUUUCCUCACUUCUCUCACAAGCCCUGCAGAGCGAAUUGUUCGAAAGGGCUAUGAGGGCCGCGUUCCACAGACCCCUGAUGAGUUCGCGGCCGCCUGGAAGAACAGUGACGCUUAUGCGCAGUUAAUGCGGGAGAUUGAAGAAUACAACCAGGAAUUCCCUCUUGGCGGCGAAUCUGUCAACAAGUUCAUCGAAUCCCGCAGGGCCAUGCAGUCGAAGAACCAGCGUGUCAAGUCUCCAUACACCAUGUCUGUCAUGGAGCAGGUUAACCUGUGCAUGAUCCGUGGUUUCCAGCGCCUCAAGGGUGAUGCCAGUUUGACACUGAGUCAGUUGAUUGGAAACUUUAUCAUGGCUCUGGUUAUUGGUAGUGUGUUCUACGACCUCGACAAUGACACCGGUAGCUUCUACUCCCGUGGGGCUCUGCUGUUCUUUGCUGUUUUGCUCAAUGCCUUUGGUAGUGCGCUCGAGAUCCUGACCCUUUACGCACAACGCCCCAUCGUUGAGAAACAAGCACGUUACGCCAUGUACCACCCGUUCGCGGAAGCCAUUGCAUCGAUGCUGUGUGACAUGCCCUACAAGAUCACUAACACGUUCACGUUCAACAUCCCACUUUAUUUCAUGACCAAUCUUCGUCGCGAACCCGGCGCGUUCUUCAUCUUCCUGCUAUUCUCAUUCGUGACGACUUUGACGAUGUCGAUGCUGUUUCGUACAAUGGCUGCUACUUCCCGUACCUUGUCACAGGCACUUGUCCCGGCUGCCAUCCUUAUUCUCGGCCUUGUUAUCUAUACCGGUUUCACUAUUCCUACCAGGAACAUGCUGGGCUGGUCGCGCUGGAUGAAUUAUAUCGACCCCAUUGCCUAUGGAUUCGAAAGCUUGAUGGUGAAUGAAUUCCACGGCCGCUUAUUCCCCUGCUCUGAGAGUGAACUCGUUCCCAGCUAUGGUGAUACUGCCAACCGAGUGUGUGCUGUUGUGGGUGCAACUCCUGGUGAACUGAUGGUUAACGGUACUACCUACCUCCGCGAAAGUUAUCAGUACACCAAGAGCCAUGAGUGGCGAAAUCUGGGUAUCAUGUUUGCGUUCAUGGCUUUCUUCCUGUUCACCUACUUGACCGCGACUGAGUACAUCUCCGAGGCCAAGUCCAAGGGUGAGGUGUUGCUUUUCCGCCGCGGCCAGGCUCCUCCCAGCGUCAACGAUGUCGAGACCCACAGCCCAGCAACAGCAGGUGAAAAGGUUGAUCAGUCGACUCAAGAUGUUGCCAAUAUCCAGAGACAGACAGCUAUUUUCCACUGGAAGGACGUUUGCUACGAUAUCAAGAUCAAAAACGAACCCAGGCGCAUUCUGGACCAUGUUGAUGGAUGGGUUAAACCCGGUACUUGCACUGCUUUAAUGGGAGUUUCUGGUGCUGGUAAAACCACACUGCUCGAUGUGCUUGCUACUCGUGUGACUAUGGGCGUCGUCACCGGUGAGAUGUUGGUCGACGGUCGCCCUCGCGACCAGUCUUUCCAGCGAAAAACCGGUUACGUUCAACAACAGGACCUUCACCUUCACACUACCACUGUUCGUGAGGCACUGCGCUUUAGCGCUUUGCUUCGUCAGCCGGCCAAAACACCCCGCCAGGAGAAACUCGACUACGUUGAAGAGGUCAUCAAACUUCUUGGAAUGGAAGCCUACGCCGACGCCGUCGUCGGUGUUCCUGGUGAAGGCCUCAACGUGGAACAAAGAAAGCGUCUCACCAUCGGUGUCGAGCUCGCUGCUAAGCCCCAGUUGCUCCUCUUCCUUGAUGAACCUACCUCCGGUCUCGACAGUCAAACCUCGUGGUCUAUCCUUGAUCUUAUCGACACUCUGACACAGCAUGGUCAAGCUAUUUUGUGCACUAUCCACCAGCCUUCUGCUAUGCUCUUCCAACGUUUCGACCGAUUGCUGUUCCUGGCAAAGGGUGGUAAGACAGUGUAUUUUGGCGAGAUUGGUGAGAAAUCGUCCACUUUGGCCAGUUACUUUGAACGGAACGGUGCUCCCAAGCUCCCUGCCGAUGCCAACCCUGCGGAAUGGAUGCUUGAGGUUAUUGGCGCUGCACCUGGAUCCCACAGUGACAUCGACUGGCCUGCAGUCUGGCGCGAGAGUCCCGAACGUCAAGCUGUGCACCAACAUCUCGCCGAACUGAAGGAGACUCUCUCUCAAAAGCCCACCGAAACCUCUGCAUCUGACCCCUCUGAAUACAACGAAUUCGCGGCUCCUUUCUCCGUUCAACUUUGGGAAUGUCUUGUCCGUGUCUUUUCGCAGUAUUGGCGCAGCCCUGUCUACAUCUACUCCAAGGCCGCACUGAGCAUCCUGACUUCGCUCUACAUUGGUUUCUCGUUCUUCCAGGCACAGAACACUAGACAGGGUCUCCAAAACCAGAUGUUCAGUAUCUUCAUGCUGAUGACCAUCUUCGGUAACCUUGUCCAACAGAUCAUGCCAAACUUUGUUACCCAACGCGCGUUGUAUGAGGUCCGCGAGCGUCCUUCCAAGGCUUACUCCUGGAAGGCCUUCAUGACAGCCAACAUCCUUGUGGAGCUCCCCUGGAACACCCUAAUGGCUGUCAUCAUGUAUUUCUGUUGGUACUACCCUGUCGGUCUCUACCGCAAUGCCGAACCCACCGACAGUGUCCAUGAGCGUGGGGCUCUCAUGUUCCUGCUUAUCCUUGCCUUCCUCCUCUUCACCUCUACCUUCGCGCACAUGAUCAUCGCCGGUAUUGAAACUGCCGAAACAGGCGGUAAUAUCGCACAAUUGCUCUUCUCCCUUUGCCUGAUUUUUUGCGGUGUCCUCGCCGGUCCGGACGUCCUCCCGGGCUUUUGGAUUUUCAUGUACCGCGUCUCCCCGUUCACUUAUCUUGUUUCUGCCAUGUUAUCGACGGGUGUUUCUGGUACGACCGCCUACUGCGAACAGGUCGAAUACUUGACGCUCUACCCCCCUAGCAACACCACCUGCUCCGAGUACAUGGACCCCUACAUCUCUCAGGUUGGCGGUUACCUUCAGAACCCUGACGCCACGUCCGAGUGCACAUUCUGCCAAAUCUCUAGCACGGAUACCUUUUUGUCCGCCGUCUACAGUAACUACGACGACGCGUGGCGCAACUUCGGCCUGAUGUGGGCGUACAUCGCCUUCAACAUCGCUGCCGCCGUCUUCAUUUACUGGCUUGCGCGUGUGCCUAAGGGGAAGAAGAAUUAAAGUCCGGCUUAAAUCUUCAACUCUCUUCUCUUCUCUUUGAUUCCCCUGAAUACCACAUUUUUUUGCGUAAUGUUGCGAGGGUUGUUGGUCUUUUUUGGACUUAUCUUUUCGUCUUGCAUAUCAUUGAUAAACAUUUCAGCACAUACAUAAUAGACUAGAUCUCAUCUUCCUCGAAGAUUACAUACCUAUUUACCUACCGCUACCUGUGCCUCAUUUCUUAUACCUACUUGCUUUCUAUACAGCCAAUCUAUUUCUACUCAGAUGGUCACUCGCUUCCUUCUGUCGUUUUUACUUUUCCUUUCUUCGUGUACUCAAUCCGCCACCUUUGUACCUCUUUUUAUUCUUUUCUUUUCCGUUCUUGGUUAAAUACAUUCUCAUUGGCUGUGACAGUCAACUACUUAUUAGAUAUCGGUCAAAUCUGAUUAGUCCACAAAU